GUGUUCGAUGCGUAUAUUGGGUCGUUAACAAAAUAGACAUUUAUAGGUAGUGAAUUUUUAUGUAGAGUUAAUUUUCACCAUUUGCAUACAAUUCCUCAGUCAAUAUUUUCAGGCACCAGGACGAAAUUUUAGGAGCGUGAACAAACUUGUAAAAUAUACGUCGCCUUUUUGAUCUUUUUUUGUCGCCGCAUAAAAAAAUGCUUAAAUACUUUAUAUGCCUUUCUUCACCAAGCUAUACAUGUUAUUAAAAUCUGUUUGAAAUAUGGGUGUACGACGCUAGGAUUAUUACUUUGCUAUUUGACUUGUGUGGAACGGUUCUAUAUAUUUUCGAACAAGUGUUGUUAUUGAUGAUGUACGGACAAAACGUUUUCGUUGCGUGUUCUGCAAUUAUACUUGCCUUAUUUUUAGGCAAAGGUUAUGCCAUCCAAUGCUACAGUUGUACCGCAUCCUCUAAUACGCCGUCUAACGGUUGCGCUACUGGAGCUCUUUCGUCGACUUCAAAGGUUUCCUGCCCGGCUGGACGAAGAUAUUGCUUAACGACUACGAUAUACACAACAGGUUUGGGCAUAUCGACCGUCUCAACCGUGCGAGGAUGCUCCGCCGUUCCUAACUCGGGCACACUUUGUUCCAACAUUGGAGGAAUGACUUCCAGAGCAUACUACUCAACAUGCUCUACAGACAAUUGCAACAUUGGAACUAUUCCAAACAGGGGGUGUAGUAGCUCUUCGGGCACCGGUGAAGAUACAACUAGCUCUGCUGUAAAGAUUGCUGGCGGUUACAGCUUCAUAGCAUUAUCUAUGCUGGCUGCUUUACUUGCAGUUCAAAAUCUUAUGUAACUACCAACCAAAUCUAAACAAAUCUAUUAUUGUAGUGUAAUAUUUUUUACUCUGUAUAAUUCUUAUGUAGUAAUAAUUGUUAAGAAAUGACAUAUCGCGUGAUAUAAUUAUUAGAGGAUCUAAUUUUAAUAAUGCUGUAAUUUAAAACUUGUUAAUAAACAUAUUUUGCAA
Molecule: messenger RNA, 1007 nt
Organism: Ciona intestinalis (vase tunicate)
Lineage: Eukaryota; Metazoa; Chordata; Ascidiacea; Phlebobranchia; Cionidae
Source: RefSeq, a predicted model, not a curated record